CCCCCGCCUCCCCUGGCCCCCGCCUCCCCCUGGCCCCCUCCUCCCACCGACAUGGGCUUUGGGCUAUCCAGAGGCCUCCAGCGCAGCGGCUCCAAGAUGCGUAACUUCAACUGGGAUGCGAUCCCCAAACACGUGGUGGUGGGCAAACACAACAUCUGGACGGAAGAGAAGACCCUGGGAGAGUAUGAGCUGGACACUCAGAGGAUUGAGGAGCUGUUCAGUCACAGCCGACAUCAGGGACAGGGACAGGUACAGAAGGCUCUGAACAGACAGAGUCUCAGAGGCAAGCCAACCAACGGUCAGGGCACAGAAGUGGUAUCUAUACUGAACUCCAAGAGAAGCAUGAACGUUGGGAUCUUCCUGAAACAGUUCAAGAGGCCAGUGGGAGACAUGAUCAACGACAUCAGUUCAGGAAACGGACUGAAAUUUGGGACAGGUAAACUGAAGGAGCUGUGUAAGCUGCUGCCAGAGAAAGAAGAGGUGAAGCAGCUAGUUGGGUUCAAAGGGGACGAGUCAGCUCUUCCUGAAGCAGACCUGUUUAUGAUGCUACUUAUCAAGGUACCCAGUUAUGAGGAGCGCCUCAACAGUUUGGUUCUCAAAGAAGAGUUUUUCCCAUUCAUGGAUGAAAUGAAACGAUCCAUCGCCACCAUGAUCACAGCUGGAAAAGAGCUGUUAGAGUGUGACGACCUACACUCUGUGAUCCGCCUGGUGCUGAAGACUGGAAACUACAUGAACGCUGGUGGCUAUGCUGGCAGUGCCAUUGGCUUCAGGAUGGCAUCGCUACUGAAACUAGUGGACACAAGGGCCAACAAACCAGGCAUGAACCUCAUGCACUAUGUAGUCAUGCAAGCUCAGAAGGUUGAUGUGGCCAUGCUGAAAUUCCCAGACAAACUCACACACAUCGCCGAUGCUGCAAGGAUCCAUAAAGAGGACAUAGAGAGUGAGUUUCAGAGAGAGGUGAAGAAAGUAAAGGAGGCGAAGGAGGAGGUGCAGAAACAGGAGGAGCUACGGGCUCAGAUGGAUAACUUUCUCAAGGAAGCAGAGUGUCGUCUGGCUGAGACUGAGCUCUCUCUGCAGUCGCUGGGUUCAGUCAGUGACUCAGUGGCUGAGUACUUCUGUGAAGACCCCAGUAAGUUCAGACUGGAGGAAUGCUGCUCCAUCUUCAGCUCUUUCUGUGCAAAGUUCCUGAGGGCCAUCCAGGAGAACCGUGAUCGUGAGGUGGCGGAGGUGAAGAGGAGAACCAGAGACAGACUGCUGAGUGAUGCUGCUAAACGCCGUUCCACCGCCACCUGCUCCAUACGGGACAAGGAUAUGGAGGGUGUGGCCCUGGAGUCCGUACUACAGAAGUUCCUGACCAGUCAUGGGUCCCAAAGGAGAAAAGGCAAGGGCACACCUUCCUGCACCAGUAGCAGCAUAUCAAAGGUCCCCAUUCAAGUAAACCUCCCCUCUGCAGAACAGGGAAACCAAGGUUCUGUUAAGGCCACAGAGGUGUGUAAGGAGAAUGAGUGGAACACUGCCAGAGACCUGACUGGGACCUCUCAGAGUGACCAGAAGGACCAGUCCCACAGCAAAAAUAACUGGAAAGAGAACAUGGUUCCAAAUCCAGAGGAGACACAGCAAAACCCUAAGAAACCAGAGCAGAACCACAGAGGUUCUAGUUCUGGUUCUACACAGCCAACCAGGAGAACCGGUAGCAGCAGCUCCUCCUCUUGCUCCUCCACAGGUAGACCCAUCUCAGUGAUGAUGAAGGACAAGGAGGAAGAGGAGGAGGAGGGAAAUGAGGAAGAAGCCCAGAUGUUGCGUGAAGUGUCCAAGAAGGUUCUGAGGUAUCAGAACAGCCGUGGUAGUCUUUCGUCUGGGGAGUACGGCCUGGAGCAGCAGAAGUCUCCUAAUGCCACCAAUAAUACUAACACCUCCACAAGAUCACCCAACGCUACGACCACUAAUGCUACAUUCUCCACCAUCUCCACCAUCACCUCCACCUCCCCUCACCAGAGGACCUUCCAAGAGGAUAGACAGCGGCUGCUGGGAGAUGCAUGUAGAGGCAGCGAGAGUCUGGCUAGAUACCUCCUCAACCCUCACCUCUCCCCCAAGGGAAUACUCACCCGCAGACACACCUUCACCCUCCUCCCUAAAGCCCCUCCUACUGAGGAAGAGGAAGAGGAUGAUCUGUUCAUUUUUCCUGCUACUCCUACUCUGGGGGUCAUAGGGAGGAUGAAGUCAGUAGACACUGGUCUGAUGUCCCCGAAACACAAAGCCUCUGGAGGACCUAACCUCACCAAACUCCCUGGCCACUCUGAGAAGUCUUGUGUCCAAGACCUGGUGUCUAAGAGUCCCUUGUCAAAACACAACGUCUUGACAACAAGUCUCAACAUCCCCAGGGACUCUGAAAACAGAGGCUUGGUGGUACCCACCACCCCUCGCCACUGUGAGACAUCUGGUGUCCAGCAGGACACGGUAUCCAACAGCUUGUCAGCAGCAGAGAGACCUACACAUGUAGAGCUAAGAGAGCUAAAUCAAGACAAGAGCUCCUCUAUAGUCAAGUCAAAACCUCCCCCCUUACACCUAGAACUCAACCACAACCAGGAUGAGGAGAUAAAGGAGUUUUCUCCCACCCCUCUCCAGACACUCGUCUCCCAGAAACCCAAGCAGGCUGACCCUCCUCAGAGCCCCAAACACAAUAUGGAUAACCCUUCUAAGAGCCCGAAGCCCAAACCUUCAGAGACCAAUGGAUUCAUGUCUUUCUUUAAACGCCUGAGAGAGAAGAGCAGGCCAAUGUGAGGAAUCUGGUGUCCAAGACCAGGUGUCCAAGAGUGUUAGCAGAGAGACCUACACACAUAGAGCUGAACCAGGAGACAUUUACAUUUACAUUUACAUUUAAGUCAUUUAGCAGACGCUCUUAUCCAGAGCGACUUACAAAUUGGUGCAUUCACCAAAAGAGUCUGUCCUGGACAAGCCCUGAGCCCAAACCAGAUGGCUAUGGAUUCAUGUCUUUCUUUGAACAACUGGGAAAGAAGAGCAAGCCUUGCUAACAACAAGGAUAUAGACUCUAGAGGUGCUCUAGACUCGUGAUUCAUCUAUUUAUUCAGAUUCAGACGACUCAGACAGAUGUUACAUUGCCCUCUGGUCUAUUGAAUAUAUUUAUAUCCAUCCGUUGAUUUUAUAAAGGCUUAAUUCAAGGGAACUGUUGAAGUGUAUUUUUAGUGGUAAAUAAUGAUCUGCUGAAACUUGGAGAAUGUGUCCAAAAGACAAAUGCCACUUUAUUCCACUAGGUGGCAGAGUGAGACAACAACGCCACAUGUAGUGUGCUGUAGGCCACCAACAAAUCACUGUUGAUUCAUUCUACCACCUCAUAUUCCCCCACAGAAGAGCAUGACACUUACUGUAAUAUGUUUACCAAUGUCUUUAAUAAUAGUGAUAUAUUUACAUCAGUAUUCUUCUGACUAAAUAAAACCACUGUUGAGUAGAAUGGACCCCAUGUGAUCUUUACCUUGGAAAAUACUGGAACUAUCUUUGCCAUAUCCAGUACUAUUCAAUUAUAUUUGCCUGAAGAUAUACUUACAGAGCUGUAGAAAUGACAUUAAAUUACAGGCGAGGGCCUGUAAAGAGAAAUACACAGUAUUAAGAUCAAAUCAUUUCAUGGACAAACCUGUUAAAUAAUAAAAGUGUUUUGCAUUACA
This is a messenger RNA of Oncorhynchus nerka (sockeye salmon), 3680 nucleotides long. Its product is annotated as inverted formin-2-like. Lineage: Eukaryota; Metazoa; Chordata; Actinopteri; Salmoniformes; Salmonidae. The record is from RefSeq and is a predicted model, not a curated record. The coding region runs from base 52 to 2781 and encodes 909 amino acids. The transcript has 12 exons.